AUGCAUCGUCGUAAUUCGGUUUCUGUUGAGGAUGGAGUUGUGGGUAAACCGGCGGAAAUCGGCGAAUCGAAAAAAUCGCGACCCGAUCGUCUUUUUUUGCGUUCAACAUCUGUUGGUCAGGUGCCAAUUGAUGGCGAGCAGUCGCCAAAUGCUCGAACCGAGCGUCGUCGUGAAUCGAUAAAGGACCACUUGUUGAAAUUCAAAGCCAAAGCCGAGAAAAUUCUGGAAGACGUUCAAAUCGGCGCCAAAAAUGAUGAGAACGUCAGCGGCUCAUUCAUUUCGCAAACGUCGGACGCCGAGACACGCGAGGAUGUCUCGCUCAACGACGAGCAAGCCACAAGCGAGUCGUCGUUUCAGCAAGGGAAAAAGGAGAGCAAAGAGCAAUUGAGGAAUCGCAUUCGGAAAAGCGCCAAAAAGGCCGUCGAGCGAACGAAAGGAAGUGUGCAGCUGACGAAACGAUUGGCUCGACGGCCGACGAUCGUUCUCGAGGAAUCGAUUAAUGAAAAUGACAUUCGAUCGAUCGAUGAGCAAGUCGAGAAAACGAUCAAGAAAGAGGUCGACGAGUUCCUCAUCGGCAAUCAUCAUCAUCAACAACAGAGCGCAAAGAGGGAUCGCGAGCCGCGAAAUGUGCUCUACGGUCGCCUCGACACCCAAAAAUUCGAUCAUGACAUUCUCGUUAGCUAUACGACGCCGGAUCGCAAUAUUGUCUGCGGUGAAUUGAUCAAUAGGAAUAUGAUAGAGGCGGUGAAGACGGCGCCGACACGAAUUGAUUUUGCCGAGCCGAUUGGCGCGAUUUUCAGCGGUCCCGAAGGGUCCGAGGGGGUCUACAGCCGAUUAAGACGCAAAAAUUAUGUGCAACUCGACGUGUUCGUCGAUUCGCUCCACAUCGAUCAACACGAGUUGUUCGACAACGAGGAGAUGCUCGCGUGCGAGCUGCGCAACCUCUAUUUCGCGCAGAUGCUCAAAGUGCACGCGCUCGCCCAAAUCGAAUCGCAUCAAAUCGACGACGAUGAAAAAUCGGCAAUGCUCAACGAGAUACGAGCGGGUCGCGAGCGUCUCGCGUCGAUUUGGGACCAACUCAAAACGACGCGACAAUCGCAACGAUUCAUCGCCACCGAGGCCGUCUAUCAUCCGCCGGAGGCCAAUUUUGACGACGAUUGGACGAGAAUCGGCAAAAUCGACGAGAGCGCUCAAAUCACGCCGCUCAACAAAGUGCCGAAAACGCAUCGCGAGAGAAUUUCGAAGAUCAAAAAAACAUCAAUUCAAUUGAUACUAUUCUUCAAUGAAAUGGAAGUGAGCCGAACCGCAUGGCUUCCAUUGAAGACAUUUCUGAUAGCGGUGCUGCGGCGAUUCGAGCUCGAACUCUAUUCGCCGGCGCAAAGUUUGACGUUCAAGGUGUUCGAGAAGUGCGGCGCCGUCGUGAAGUCGGUCGGCGUCGCACGCGUGCCGUUGCCCAACGACAACGACGACGAGAUUGCGCUUCACGAGGCCGAGUUCGACAACGGCCGAAUUUUGUGCCGCGCGAUUCUCGAAAGCGGCCAACUUCGUUUCGCCGAUGAUUGCCACCGAAUCGACGACGCUUAUCCAACGGGUCAUGAGACGGAUGCUCGUUUCGAGCUCAUCCCCGACGACAUUUUCUUCGGUGAACCGAUUGACGCGUCGGCGGACAAACGGCGACUCGACGAGCUUCGCGACGAGCGCAAAUCACAAAUUAAAUACGUCUAUCGAAGCGCGAUCGAUUCGAAGCGACGAGCGGCGAUCAAUUACGCGAAUCUCGCGCGCAAACGCGUCGCCGAUCGACGCAUUCAGGCCGACAAAAAGUACGAGGAUCUCGUUCGCGAGCUUCCGAUUCCCUCGCUCUCCGUCGCCUUCUCGCAAUUCUUUUCGCCCGUCGACGAAUCGCGACGAUUGAAGCCAAUGCGACGAGGGGGCGGCGGCGGCGGCGGCACACUAGCCGACGGUUGGAAUCGCGCAAUUAUGAUCAACGUCCAAUCGGCGGUGUGUCUGCCGACUCGCGAGACCGGCCAACUUCAGCCAUUCGUCGUCGUUCGCUACGGCUCGCAAUCGCUGAAGAGCACGGUGGCGUUGGGAAGGCACCCGAAUUGGCAAUUCACCGGCAAACUGACGCUCAAUGAGAAUGAUCGCGAGCAAGAGUUCAUCGAGUUGAGCGUCUACGAUCAGAUUGUUGAACAACUCGACAAAGACGACCGAAUUCACAACGUCGUCUACGAGCAGCUCACUUCAAGACUAUUGGGCAUCGCGCAAAUUCGAUUCUCGGCUCUCGCGUCGGCCGCAAAACUCAAUGGUCCGAUCAAAUGGCACAUGGCGACACACAUUUCAAACUACAAGAUUCCCAUCGAGCCGGCGUUCCUGAAAAUUCUCAUCUCCACACAAAUCGCCGAUGGCGACGAGUGUAAUGAUGUCAAAGAGGUUGCUCAAACCAACGAGCCGGCGAGAAUCAUGUCAGCGUGUCACGAGUUGAAGCAGCACAUGCUCACCAUCAAUCCGAAUCGAACAUCAAGACCGUUCGUCGUCGAUCUCAAUGGUCGAAGUGUGUUGUGCUGCCGAUUCCUGCGAGCCGUCGUGCCGCCAACGAUUCUCAUGCAGGAGAAUCACGACAAUCUGUUUCGCAUUUGCCAACUCGCCGGCCAAAUCGUUUCGGCGAUGCCGAAAACGCGCGCGACGAGCCAGAGCGACAUCUGGGCGACGCUCGAUCAGAUCAUCAAUCUAGCCGUGUGCAGUUUAGAAGAGCGAGCGACGCUGCUCGCGUGCUGGUUGCUCCACUUCAAACUGCAACCCACCAUUCUUCUAGGAGUUGCGAGAGGCGAGAAGACCGGCUUCGUUUUAAUCGACAUCCACGGCAAGCACUAUCUUAUCGAUCCAGAAGAUGGGCACCUCUAUUCUGAAUCCGACGCCAACUGUCCAUUGGCAAGCAUCACCGGCGCAUUUGACGCCAAAAAUUAUUACGCCAACGUUCAAGAGUAUGAGAGUAUUUCUCAGAUCUCGCUUUCAUUCUCGAGGUCAUCUCAUUGGCGACCGUUGCUCGCCGCGGCCGCCGCCGACGAGCUUCAUCUCGACAGCGUUCAGCCGGCAAUCGUCCACUACGCGCAAGUCACCGAGGAUUGGGUGCUCGAAUUGCGAAUUGCGCUCGAACGCGAGAUCAAGUUGGCGUUCGACGAGGCGCGAUCGCACGCGAUACCCCACUGGAAUUUGGCGGCGUCGCGGCAAUUACGCGAAGCGCUUGAAGUCACCUCAUCGCCCGAUUCCAUCGGCAACGUCAUCGACGACAAAUUGUCGCGAAUCAAAGAAUCCUACAUUGUCAAUGUCGUCGUCUUCAAAAUACCCUAUGUGUCGAUACAAAACACAAUUGAAAGUGUGAUGCACACAAAUCUACACGAAGCACUCGACGAGCGCACACAAUUCGCGUUGGCCGUCCAAAUCGAACCCUAUUUUGCGCAUGUGAUUCACGUCGAAUUCGCCAUCGCCGCGUUAAAACCAAAAUUAUAA
This is a messenger RNA of Caenorhabditis bovis, 3507 nucleotides long. The record is from the annotation of a GenBank genome assembly. NCBI's taxonomy places the organism in Eukaryota, Metazoa, Nematoda, Chromadorea, Rhabditida, Rhabditidae.